Molecule: messenger RNA, 1958 nt
Organism: Hyla sarda
Lineage: Eukaryota; Metazoa; Chordata; Amphibia; Anura; Hylidae
Product: coagulation factor XIII B chain-like
Exons: 11
Coding region: 37-1818 (593 amino acids)
Source: RefSeq, a predicted model, not a curated record
CUGGAGAAAUCUCUGCUCUGUUCUGGAGAUCUCAGAAUGUCUGCAUCAGGAUUCUUACUUCUGCUCAUAUCUGCCAUGAUCGGAUGUGCAGCUCCACAGGUGGAGAACGGUAAAACAUGUGACAGGCCUUACAUAAAUCAUGGAUCUAUGUACUACAAUUACAAUUUUCCAAGACGCCUUGGAACAUCUGUAGAUUAUCGGUGUGAGAGAGAUUACCUGUCCCAUCAGAGACAAUACUGGGGGAGGAUAUAUUGCACUGACCUUGGAUGGAAUCCAGAACCAAAAUGCUCAAGGACCGAUGCGCAGUGUGGUCCACCACCAGUUGUACAAUAUGGAGACACCAUAAGCUUUAACAAACCUUUCUAUAAAUCUGGUGAAUCUGUGGAAUAUAAAUGCUCAGAAUAUUAUAUUCUUAAAGGAAACAAGAUUGUGAGAUGUUUAAAUGGCGUCUGGGAUGAAGCACCAGUUUGUCUAGAGCCAUGUACUGCAAAGGAAAAGGACAUGAGAGACAAUAAUAUAAGGACAAAGUGGAGACAGGAUGCAAAGCUUUACAGUGAACAUGGUGACUUGAUAGAAUUUAUUUGCCAAUCUGGAUAUGAAGCUCCUCCUGGCACUCAGAUGAAAGUUACUUGUGAUCAAGGAAAACUGGAAUAUCCAAAAUGCUUUAAAUUAGGGACCGGUGCGCAGUGUGGUCCACCACCAGUUGUACAAUAUGGAGACACCAUAAGCUUUAACAAACCUUUCUAUAGAUCUGGUGAAUCUGUGGAAUAUAAAUGCCCAGAAUAUUAUAUUCUUAAAGGAAACAGGGUUGUGAGAUGUUUAAAUGGCGUCUGGGAUGAAGCACCAGUUUGUCUAGAGCCAUGUACUUCAAAGGAAAAAGAUAUGAAAGACAAUAAUAUAAAGCUAAAGUGGAUUAAGGAUCCAAAGCUUUACAGUGAACAUGGUGACAAAAUAGGCUUUCAGUGCCUUAAUGGAUAUGAGGCUCCUACUGGCACUCAGCUGAAAAUUACUUGUGAACAAGGAAAACUGGAAUAUCCAAAAUGCUUCAAAGCAGGUUUUUGUGUAUUAAAUCAACCAACAAUGAUUACUCAGAAUAUUCAUUACAAUGUAAGCACUAUAGUGGACAAUGGACAAACAAUUACAUUUCAAUGUAUUGAAGGCACAAUACCAGAAAAUAACCUGGAAGCCGAAUGUAAAUCAAAAACAAUAAUCUAUCCAAAAUGUACUGCAUCAAAAAGCUGCGCAACUCCAAAAAUCGAAAAUGCAUUCCUCAAAACUGAACCCCAGGACAGUUAUGACUCAGGCUCAUAUAUCGAAUUUGAGUGCAACGAAGACCAUGUAAUAAAUGGGCCUAUAAAUGUUAAAUGUGAGAAUGGUCAAUGGACCGAACUACCAGUAUGUUACCGUCCAUGUAAAAUCUCCACAGAAAAUCUUAAUUUACACAACAUUCAGCUCCUUCCAUCUGACAAUUCUGACAAUAAUCCUGAUAUCACUCAUAUACACGGCACACGAUUCAGUGUAACCUGCAAGUCAGGAUUUAGACGACCAAAUCAAGCAGCUUUGGUGAUUGAAUGUUCUGAUGGAGAAUUUAGGUAUCCUAAUUGCUUCUCUGGAAAGACAUGCCGAAUAGAUCAAGAUGAACUUGAUAAAAACAACUUGGAAUUAGAUGAAGUCCAUGAUAAUGAAGUAUACUAUGAAGAAAAUGAGAGAGUGUACUUUAAAUGUAAGACUGGAUAUUAUCGUAGGACUAGACCUAUCGGAAAAUGUUCUGGAGAAACACUGAUCUAUCCAAGCUGUACAGCACAAUCUUCUGUGUGAUUACAAUAAAUAUAUACAGGAUGUAACUGCAGCCAACAAAAAAACAGGAAGAAGAAACCUGCAAUGACAACUAUAGACAAACAGCAUUGUUUCUAAAUGUAAUCACAUAUAGAAGUCAUUAUAUACUGUGAAUUGUUUUA